Messenger RNA from Linum tenue, 1987 nucleotides. The record is from the annotation of a GenBank genome assembly. NCBI's taxonomy places the organism in Eukaryota, Viridiplantae, Streptophyta, Magnoliopsida, Malpighiales, Linaceae.
CGUUCACUGCUUAUUUCUCGUUGUUCCUUUUUCUUCUUCUUUCGGUUAUUUGUUUGCAUGCUUCAAAGGACCACUCAAUAGACACACACUACUCUCUCUCUCUCUCUUUCUGCGGGAGACGCACACUCCAACUCCGCACUGCAACUAACUUUGUCGCUUUGGCUUCAAAUAGUCGAAUUUUUUUUCCUUCCAAAGUAUUUGCAUGCCACGACUGCCCAGCUCCUCCUUCCUCCAUUGCCUCGACCUGGUGGUCUCUCUCUCUCUCUCGUCAAACUGACUUUUUGCGGUAAGUUCCCUUCCCUUUCCUCUUCUGUUCAUUCCUUCUCUUUUGUUCCUUGUUAUGUAUUCAGCCUUCUGCUCUGUGUCUCGCGCCUAUCUUUCAAAUGGGUAUUUUUCCUUGCUCUGAUGGGGGUGUGGAGGCAGUGAGUUGGGUUGUGUAGACUCGGCCGAGUUUUGAAUAAGUUCUCAAUUGGGUUUCUGUGCCGUUCGUUGGUGGAGAGGAGGACGACGAAUAUGGGACCCAUAAGAGGGAACAGAAAGAGGAAAAGAGGCGAUAAGAAGAGCGAUGAGAAUGGCUAUGGUUCAGCAGCUUCUGAAUGCUCUUUGGAUUGGUGGGAUGACUUCUCCAGAAGGCUUCGUGAAGGUGGUCAUCAAUCUCCAAUGAAAAGUCUGGACAAGUUUGAACUCAUUUUCAAGAUUUCCAGGAAAACUUUCACCUACAUAUGUUCGCUCGUCAAGGACGACCUGACUUCCAAAUCAAGGGAAUUCACAUUUCUCAAUGGAAGACUACUGUCCUUACACGAUCAAGUAGCAGUAGCUCUGAGGAGGCUAGGCACUGGGGACUCACUAGCAGCGAUCGCCGGUUCAUUUGGGCUGAACAACUCGACCGUCUCCCAAGUUACAUGGCGGUUCGUGCAGGCUCUUGAACAAAGAGCGCUCCACCACCUCAGCUGGCCAUCGACCGAGCUGGAAAUGGUUGAAAUAAAAUCAAAGUUCCAGAAAUUUCAGGGUCUUCCCAAUUGCUGUGGCGUUGUUGACACGACCCACAUUACUAUGCUCCUAUCCACAUCAGAUCCCACCAGCAACGUGUGGCUCGAUGGCGAGGAAAACUACAGCAUGGUGUUGCAGGUGAUUGUGGAUCCCGAGAUGAGGUUUUUGGACAUCGUUACUGGAUGGCCAGGUAAAAUGGACGAUUGGGCAGUGUUUCAGAACUCUACCUUCCAAAAGCUGUGCGAAAAUGGGGAGAGGCUCAAUGGGAAGAAGGUGGUGCAGCAGCUAACAGAGAUAAGGGAGUACAUAAUUGGGGAUUCAGGGUUCCCUCUGCUGCCAUAUCUCAUGGUUCCAUACGAGAACGAGCUCUCGGAUGGAAGCUCUGAGUUCAAUCGACGACAUUUGGGUACCCGGUUAGUGGCUCAAAGAGCACUGGCGAGGUUGAAGGGGUCGUGGAAGAUCAUCCGAGGGCAAAUGUGGAGACCGGAUAGGCACAGGAUGCCCAGGGUCGUUUUGGCGUGCUGCUUGCUUCACAACAUUGCUAUAGACAUGGAAGAUGAGGUUCAGGCUGCAAUUCCAUUGUCAUUGGACGAACACGACUCUGGCUAUAGGCAGCAGAUUUGUGGGUCGGUCUUCGACAUGAAAGGUGCAGAAAUGAGAGAUGAACUGUCUCUUUACCUGUCUCAGAGGCUGCCAUCGUGAGGGUCUGGUCAAACUAUGGAAAGAACUAAAGAAUGAAUUGUACAUAACGUUGGCCAAACUGUGGUCGGUGAGCAAUCCAGACGGAGACGGGAUUAGGUGGUAGGACAUUCGAAUAGAGAUGCAAGCUCAUAAUUGCUUCUUGUUCAAGCAAUUGUUGACCUGAUAUUUUCUUGAACUUGACUUGUUAAAGUAGACCUGAAUCCAAUGAAUUACAUCAACUUUGAACUUUUGUAUUCAUAAAAUAUGUAAUAAAUACAUUUUUUAUAAAUUAAAUUCACUAAAAUAAGUAAAUAAC